ACUUCUUGUAAUUGGAUUCGAAUGCAAUACUGUUUACCGCACUCGAUGGCCAAAAUAUGUGCAAAAAAGGCACUUUAACCCUCCAAUCCAGGUGAUCACCUAGCGACUCUUUUAUAUAAUUAAAUGUGCUCUACAGAAUCCCCGAUUUUUAAGCCACUCGACUACUGCAAUGGAAACCUUUGUCCGAACGGUACAAAACAUAUCACUUGCGGCAUCCGUUUUUGGGGUCCCAAGUGCGGUAACGACCACAAGGGCAUUGUGCUGACCCACCUCCGAGACGAUAUCUUGAAGUCCUUGAACGACUUUCGGAGAAAAGUGAUUCGGGGACUCCCCGGACUGCCCAAGGCACUGAAGUUGCCGUCCAUUUCUUGGGACGAGGAGCUGUCCGUGAUUGCGAUGCGGGUAUCCAACCAGUGCUUCGAUCGCUCCAACCCGUCCUGUGUGAACACUUUUCGCUACGAGAAAGUGGGCGAGUCCUCAGAUUUUGUGACAUUGGCCAAAAAGUCUAAGGACUUCAAUGCGCUCAACUUCUUUAGUAUGUGGUUCCAAUAUUACAAGCGUUUGACUCCAGCCCACGUGUAUAGCUUUCCCGAUGUAGCCCCCGAUGACAAGCUCAGGUUGUUCUCCAAUCUGAUCUACCAGAAGAACAGGAAGAUGGGCUGCGGAAUGCUCAAAUCUAAGGGAAAGUUGUUCUUCACCUGCCUCUUUAACAGAAGGAUCAAGGCGAAUGCGACACUCUACCAGACUGAAAAAGAUGUUAUAGCCCGCUUAAAGAAACAAAAGGAACGCGCACUUGUUCAAUCGAAUCUUGUUACGAAAGAAACAAGUGAGACAUCCGCAAACAUGAAUGUAUCACUCGUUUAGGUUUUUUUAAUUUUCAACCCCCUAACUAAUCCCUGUCUUAACCCUUCAGAAAAUUCUGAUUUGAUAUAAUUAAAUGAUUAACAAACAAUGUUAGGAUUCUUUCCCUUUGAACCUCUUUAGCCUGUGACCUCCAUUUGCUUACCUAAUCUAAUAGUGAGUUACUUUCAUAACUUUGUUUAUAUACGAAUACAUUUUUUUAUUUAUCACUCAACAAAAUACGUUUUUUUAUGCCACUACCUGCUACUCGAUAAAAUCUCAAAACUAAUAGCAAACAACUCGAGGCCUUUUCAAUUUAAUUAGCUAUUUGUUUAAUCGUUUUCUCUAUGGAAAGACUUAUUAAUGAAGUUCUUCCUGGAUUUGGUUCGCAGCUAAGUGAUUCACUUUGCGGAUUUAACGGCUAGCUAAAAAACGUAUAAAGAUUGGGAAAAAAAGAUAACCCUUUCGGGAGAAAUAUGCAAAUGAAUAGAUAAACAAAGGCGAAGGGAGAGUGUAUGUAUAUAAGCCCUCGGUUCACAC
This is a messenger RNA of Drosophila rhopaloa, 1380 nucleotides long. RefSeq names its product antigen 5 like allergen Cul n 1. Bases 124 to 864 code for a protein of 246 amino acids. Lineage: Eukaryota; Metazoa; Arthropoda; Insecta; Diptera; Drosophilidae. The record is from RefSeq and is a predicted model, not a curated record. The transcript has 2 exons.